AUGGUGAAUUCCAUGAAAAAUGGGGUUACAACGAUCUCAGUGACAUCUUCAGAAGACUCGGCUUCUAGCCUUCCUACGACUUCAGAUUCCGACAUGACUUCACAAAAGAAUGUCACACUAUCUGGGUCUUGUAUCAACAAUCUGUCAGACAAAAUAUUUCGCAAGAUUGGUCAUUUGGUCGCGGAUUGGCCUGUUACUAUCUUAGUCGUACGUUAUUUCACAAUUUUGGGGCUUUUUACCUAGUUUAAAGAUUAUUUUAAGCUGUGCGUGAGAAGUACAAGAUCAUAUUAAUUUAAAAAAUUUGAAAAAAGCCGUACAAAGUCCAACAACUUACUACAACAACAUUCCUUUUCAGAUAAUCUCAGUGUUCACCCUAGCUACCUCACUUAAAGUCGCAAUAACAGAACAAGAAGAUGACCUCCGUACAGGCUACACUCCUGUUGGCGCCAGAAGUCACGAUGAGUUUGCUGCCUACGAAAAGUUCUAUGAUAAUAUCGGCGGUGAACCUUUGAACACGAUUUUGUUUGUAACGCCAAAAGGUGAAAAUGGAAACAUGAUUGGAGCUGCAGAGCUGAAUGAGACAAUGCUACUGGUCGAUUACAUCGGAGUCAACUUCAACUUGACCAGUCGAUCUUUCUACAAAUUCUGCACGGAUUUCUGCGAAAUGAACGAGCCGAUCAGGCAGUUUAGGGUGGGUUUUUAGGUCGAAUCUUAAAUCAUGACUAAAAAACUUGAAAUUAUUAAAAGUACAGUAUCUUUACCACGCUUUCAAUGAGUUUAUUUCAACUUUUGGAACUUUUUCCAGGCUUAGAAUAGCAUAAAAGGGAUGAAACAGCGCAAAGCUAUUAAAAAUUGCCUUUGUAAGGCAUUUUCUAUAAACUUUUUGCCCAAACCAACAGUGUUUUUUUUUAACUUUAAAAAUUGUUAAAGUCAUCAACUUUUUUAAUUUUUAAAAAUCGCUCUUCUAGAAUGCCAACAAAUACUAUCCUUAUUUCUUUUCAGAACGGCAUAGUUCUCCACGAAGAGUUGGUUAAACUCAAUCAGACGUCCGUAGACGCUUCAGAUGAUCGUCUAGAAUUAUCAUUCCCUUUCAUGUCAAUCCUAGGCAAGCAGCUCGACUUGUCGCCAAACUUUUUCGGAGCAGAAAAGUACGAAACAGAAGAAGAACAACGGCUAGCUGGUUCUCCAACAAACAUCAAGAAGCUGAAGCUGAUUCUGAUUCAAUUUAGAGCUGACAAACCAGCCAAUGCUUCGAAAAGUGACGUGGACAAGUAUGAACGACAGAUCACUGAUUUUGUUAACAAGUAAGGUUUUAGGUAGUGAAUUUCGCAUAUUUUUUAAAAUUUUAAAAACAGAAAGAUUUUUAAACUCUUAAAGUUGCCACAGUCGUAUUUUACACAUUUUUUUUACAAAUUUUGACAAAUGAUUAUCAAAAGUCAUAAAGCAAAGAUGCAGCUCACACUCUUCGACAAGAUUUAUAUUUUUUGCUUCAAAUCGCCUGCGGCGACGCCCUUUUGCGAAAUGUUUAUUUUUUGCAAAAUUUUAUUUAUUAGGGCAUCCCUGCUUCUUCUAUGAUCGAUCGUCCCCCUCCCUUUUUUUAAAGUCUGGAAAUUCAUUUAUCAAUCGAGUUGUAACAGAACUCGGUUUCCGGUCGGCAACUUGUUAAAACUAUUUGUUAACAUUAAAAACGGCUUAAAAUUAGUUUUAAAUCUUAUUUAAAACAAUUUUUUGUUUUAAAUUUUCUUUCAAAGUUCAUUAAAGGUUUUAGAAUACAAAAAUUGAGUGAUUAAGGGAGUAAACCAUAAAGUAGACAAAGAGAAAGUUUAAAAGAGUUUGGUAAAUUAGAUCAACAAAGAUCACUCUUUUCAACAUUCAAAACGAAACUUUUUUUUGUAUACAAACUACUUUUGGAACUUACAAAAGAAUUUGCAGAAAAAAUUAUAUAGGGUUUUUGAAGUUGUAGUAGAUGGCCUUUAUAACAAGGAAGAAGGGGUGAGAAAUGGAUCGGCCUUGAGCUAAAGUUAUAUCGGAUUGAAACUCAAGGCCCGGCCCGUUGCACGUAAAAAAAAUUGGGUCGGAUCUGGCUUCACAAAUUGGGUCGGACCUGGCUUCACGAGGUAAAAAUGAAAACGGGCCUCAUCUUAUAUUUACAUGAUCCUUCAAUAUGAAAAGUUUGAAGUUAAUCAGAACGAGGCAGGUCGGGCACUUUCCUUGUAAGUAGAGGCUUUUCAGGGCUUGUAAGGAGUAAGCUUAACUACUAGAAAGAACAUAUAGUUUAUAGCCACAUUUUAGACUGAGCAGGAUAUGCGGGCGAGAAACGAAAAUGGAGCCGGGCUCAACUUCUAAGCUCGGCCCGAUUGUAGGGCCGGGUUGGGUUGGGCCUACACGGCUUGGUUCGCACCCUUAUUAUGAUUAAACAAACUUUCUGUUCAAGUAAAAGUUACAGUAACUUACAAUUAAAAUUUUUUAACUUUAAUUUUGACCUUUAUAUUAUGAAAUAAGGUGUAAGUAACAAGUAUUUGUUGAUGACGCAAUUGAAAUCGCCGAAUUCGUUAACCCCACCCGCACAACGGUAUUGUAAAGUAUACUCUGUAAAGGGCGUAAUUGACACGGAACUUCUCGAAUAUUUAUUGCGAGACAUAAAACACAAACUGUGAACGUCAAUUUACAACUGUAACGUUAUGAACGAGUAUAUGAGUUGGGAAAGGCACGUAGAUGGAGUUUGUGAUGUGAUUGUGGUGAUAUUACUAUUGUGAUGUUAUCACUUUGGUGAAUAAGGCGCAUAACUUGUUUUUGUGGUCAAUAUAAGAUUGAAAACAAUAAAAAAUGUAAAAAAUGGCAUGAAUAAGCUACGCAUUACAUUCAAAAACAGUACCAAAGCAUAUAACAACAACAUGUUUAAUAACGGUUACUGUAACAAAAAGCUCAAAAUAAAAUUUUUCAGAGAAUACAAGGGCCAAACGAUUCGCCCUCUAGCUCUUACUGUAACUCUAGCCAGAGAUGAGAUCAUCAGAACAGGCAUGACACUGUUCCCUUAUCUAUCAGUCGGCUUUACCAUCAUGGUUACCUUCUCCAUCAUCUCUGUAUUCCUAAGUGCUUUCUACUACAAUCAAUGGACAAAACAUAAGUUAUCAUUGGCUAUUGUUGGUUGUGUAUGCCCAUUGUUGGCUACUUCUAGUGCUUUGGGCUUCUUGUUUUGGUGCAAGUUCAGGUUUGGUACCAUCUUGGCGGUUACUCCGUUCUUGGUCAUGGCUAUCGGUGAGUUAUUCGUAUUAAUUUGGCUCUUUUUAGAGUUUGCAAGUCUUUUUACUGUGAUAACUUACAGUAAAUUUUUUUAGUUAGUGUUUUCUUUGCAUUUGUGUUUUUGACGAAAUGUCACAUUGAUUCUUGACAUUUUGUCAAAAUCUGAGUUUCUAUAGGCAAUCAAAAUAAUGAUAAAAAGUAAAUCUAAUAUGGCGUAAAAAGUAAUCUUAACUUAUUUUGACAUAAAAACUACAUACUUUGUCUAUUUGUCUAUGUACAGUAUUAUGUUCACAAUAGCUACUAAAAUUUCCACUAUAACAUUCUCUAAUACUACUAUAAUAUUCUUUAAUUUACUAAAGCGUCUACUAUAACAUUCUCUAACCCUUCCUAACUUUAGGCGUGGACGACGCUUACCUAAUGAUCCAUUCUUGGCAACGAAUCUGCUCAAAACAAUCAAAGAAACGAGCUCUAGCUCCUCGCAACGCCAUUCUCGGAGAUUCCCUUCGAGAUCGUGUGGCAGAAGUUAUGGUAGAUGUGGGUCCAUCGAUCACAAUCACAUCCCUAACAAAUAUUCUGGCGUUUUGUGUCGGAGUUUUGUCUCCAACUCCAGAAAUCAGCUUGUUUUGUGCUGGAAAUGCGAUGGCCAUCUUCUUCGACUACGUUUAUCAGUUGUUCAUGUAUGGUCCGGUUAUUGCGAUAGUAGGAAGAUACGAAAUGAAGGAUGAGGAGGCUAUGGACAAGAAGAAGGCUGAGGAUGAGAAUUGGGUUAGACAGGUGCUCAGGGAGAAGGUAGGUAAUGAUCGUAGCUUUAAAAAUUAAUUCUUUAGUCUAUUAGGUUGUUCAAAUAAUUCUAUGCUCUCUAGCCGCUGAAAUUUUCUUUGAGAGGGGCACAAAAUUAAUUGAGCAAUCUAAUAGUUAUACGUAUUUUUGUUUUCUGACACUUGAAUACCUCAAAGAAACUCACAAUAAGUAUAUUUUCAGUUACUAUCCUUCAUGUCCAACUAUUGUGCCUGGAUAUCGAACAGCUUUACCUCAGUACUCGUGCUGGUGAUUCUGAUCGGCUACUGGAUUGCAGGUCUAAAUGGAACUUUGAGUAUCGUGCCCAGAAUCACUCCAAAGAAGCUGUUUUUAGCUGAUUCUGUCAUUAACGAUGUAAGUUAUACACUUUAAUUAACAUACCUUAUAUGGAUUAGGUUGUUCAAAUAAUUCUGUGCUUUUCUCAAAGCUAUUUUUCUUAUGCGGCACAGAAUCGUUUGAGCAACCUAAUAAUCUAUAAUAAUAUUACGAAUAUCUUCUCAUUUCAAAGUUUAAAAAUUUAUUUUCUCAACCAAAAUAAUUUAAAAAAUUUCAGAUGAACAUGUUGAGAGACGAAUACAUUCAACAAAGUUACUCGCCCAUGACAUUGUUUAUAAACAAUGCUACGAACCUUGAAGACCCGGUAAGAAACAGCCGACUUCGACAAAUGAUCGAGCGAUUCGAAGCCGAACCUCACAAUCUUGGAGCCGAAUUCUCACACUUCUGGCUUCGAGACUACGAUAAGUUCAUGGUAAGGGUGUUUACUGUUAUUGCGUUUUCGAGAGGAGAGGGGAGGGGUAAAACAAACUCUGUAGUAGUGCAUGAUAGUGCUUACUACCUUUUCCUGUUGAAUACUAUACAAUAUAAAUCAUUACUUUUAUAGGAAACAGCUGCUGAAGAACCAGAAGAUGAAGGUAUAGAAGCAGAAAAUGGCUUACAGUACGACAGACACCAUCUAGAUGCCUUUUUGAACUGGCCUGAAUACCAUCAUUGGGGUGGAUUCUUGAGAUUUGAUAGUAAUACGAAGUAUGUUUACCAAGGUUUCAUAACGUUUUCUUUGUUUGUAUUACCUUACUGUAACCUUUCUAUUUUAUAUUGUCUUACUGUAACUUUUGUACUUUUUAUCGUAGUUCCUUAAUUAUAUAAUUUUAUUCUAAUUUAACUUCAGAUCCCUCUCCAAAUUCAUGGUGAUAAUGGGCUUCCACGGUAAAGAACUAAUCUCCUGGGAGUACCGUGCCGUGCUUCUAAACAAAUGGCGUUCCAUCGUCGACGAAUUCCCUGAAUUCUCGGCUUCUGUUUGGGUUGACGAUGCUCCAUUCCUGGAUCAGAUCCAAACCCUGGUAUCAUCUACCACAAGCUCGAGUGCGUGGACGUUAGCAUGCAUGGUCAUCGUAUGUUUGCUGUUCAUGAACAACCUGUUCACACUGUCCGUAGCCACUUUAUCCAUUGUGUCAAUUUGUCUUGGAGUGUUUGGAUUUAUGUCGUAUUGGGGGCUGGACCUGGACCCCAUCUCCAUGGCCACUACCAUAAUGUCAAUCGGGUUCUCGGUCGACUUCCCAGCUCAUAUCACGUAUCAUUAUUACCGAAUGGGCGAGGAUUCUAGAUGUCUAACUCCACAGCAAAGGAUAUAUCACUCGUUGGUGUCUAUUGGGUACCCGUUGAUCCAAUGUGGCCUGAGUACAAUCUUCUUCGUGAUGUGUUUGAGGUUUGUGGAUACCUACAUGAGUGAGGUGUUUGUGAAGACUAUGGUAUUAGUCGUGUCACUGGGAGUUAUCCAUGGGCUGUUUAUCAUUCCUACGAUAUUGUGUGCCUGUUCGAAUGUGUAUGAAGCUUUCUGUAGUAUGGUAAGUUUGGUUUCUUACUUUUAAAACAGUUAGUACCUUGAUAUUACACUUGUAUUUCUUUAUAUUCUUUUUUCAUUAAAAUUCAAAUUUUAUAGCUAUAUCUAUAAACUAAAAUCAUAUCUAGUUAUUUGAAAUAUUAAAUUUUCAGAAAAAGCCAUCAAAACCUCGAGCAUCGCCAGGAUUCAGCCUGAGGCCAAAAAUCAUCCCAAUAGGAUCUUUUAUGACCAAACACUAA
Bursaphelenchus okinawaensis is the source of this 6117-nucleotide messenger RNA. NCBI's taxonomy places the organism in Eukaryota, Metazoa, Nematoda, Chromadorea, Rhabditida, Aphelenchoididae. The record is from the annotation of a GenBank genome assembly.